CGUGAGACAUGCAUAUCGGUGCAUCUCCUCUGCUUGCCUGCACUAGCAGUAGCAGAGGCCAACAGCUCAUUGGGCGCAUCGGCGAGCCCGAGCGCGAUGACGGAUGCGCUGCGGAACAUACCGACACAAUGGCCACCCAAAGGCGCAUUGGUUGUCGACGUGAACGGCGUCGGCCAACCCGCGGUCCUGCCUGUAUCCAAUCUUUCGCUAACGUCGUGCAAGGACGCCGCGGGCGGGGCCGUGGAUAUCACGCCGCACAUCCGCCCGGGUGCGAACACGGUGCGGCUGAUCCAGCUGCGCGAUCUGUCCGAGUGGGUGUUUGUCGUGCACGCGUGCACGCCCUCGGACGACGAG
Molecule: messenger RNA, 354 nt
Organism: Rhodofomes roseus
Lineage: Eukaryota; Fungi; Basidiomycota; Agaricomycetes; Polyporales; Fomitopsidaceae
Exons: 2
Source: RefSeq, a predicted model, not a curated record